Xenopus laevis (African clawed frog) is the source of this 702-nucleotide messenger RNA. RefSeq names its product Finkel-Biskis-Reilly murine sarcoma virus (FBR-MuSV) ubiquitously expressed L homeolog (gene fau.L). Bases 269 to 670 code for a protein of 133 amino acids. Gene Ontology annotation, cellular component: ribosome; cytosolic small ribosomal subunit. The record is from RefSeq and is a predicted model, not a curated record. The transcript is spliced from 5 exons. Gene Ontology annotation, biological process: translation. NCBI's taxonomy places the organism in Eukaryota, Metazoa, Chordata, Amphibia, Anura, Pipidae. Gene Ontology annotation, molecular function: structural constituent of ribosome.
GUAGAGUGGUUCUGGUGAUUUAGCUCUCUCUGGUAUCUCUUUGCCUUCGCGGUUGUUGCCGUACGGCGCUGCCUGUUGUGACUAUGGUGUAUUUGUGCAGUCAGGCGCAGGCCCAGAGCCGUUCUUAUGUCAGUAGUUAGCGCUCUACAGAACUGCUGCCCGUGUUGUCCUGUAGUACAACUCUCCCAUAGGCCUGUUGGGUUUGUGUCUUCACUCUAUAAUGUCACUGUCGGGCUCGGCUAAAUUCCAGUUACUGUGAGCUUGUAAAAUGCAGCUUUUCGUCAGAGGGCAGAGUCUGCACACCCUAGAGGUGUCUGGACAGGAGACUGUUUCCCAGAUCAAGGAUCAAAUCUCCUCUCUGGAGGGAAUCUCUUCUGAGGAUCAGGUUGUUCUCCUUGCUGGCUCCCCACUUUCUGAGGAACAUACCCUGCAACAAUGCGGCGUAUGUGAUCUCAGCACCUUGGAUGUAGUUGCACGGCUGUUGGGAGGUAAAGUCCACGGCUCUCUCGCUCGUGCCGGAAAAGUGCGAGGCCAAACUCCAAAGGUGGCCAAGCAAGAGAAGAAGAAAAAGAAGACUGGCCGGGCCAAGAGACGCAUGCAGUAUAACAGACGCUUCGUCAAUGUCGUACCCACCUUUGGCAAGAAGAAGGGACCUAAUGCCAACUCUUAAAUGAUCAGAGUUCAAUAAACAGCUGAAGCUCA